This is a messenger RNA of Cannabis sativa, 1724 nucleotides long. RefSeq lists its product as uncharacterized. The transcript has 6 exons. The record is from RefSeq and is a predicted model, not a curated record. The coding region runs from base 270 to 1475 and encodes 401 amino acids. NCBI's taxonomy places the organism in Eukaryota, Viridiplantae, Streptophyta, Magnoliopsida, Rosales, Cannabaceae.
UUUAGCUUAAAAACCCCCCCAAAACUCGUGUUGAAUAGAAGUAGGUGUAAAAUUAUUAAUCACCACAUUUGGGUUUUAUUAACCCCCCCAAAAAAAAAAAACAAAAAAACAAAAAAGAUAAAAAAACCACACUUUUUGGGUUUUCUGCAUGGGUCUUUGAUCGAGCAGUGAUGAGAAUUUGAAGGAAGCAAGAUUGAGAGUUUUGCUUUCGAGUUUGCCUUACUGUGUUACUGGUGUUGCCUAGCCUAGGGCUAAAAUACUUCUUCAAAAUGGCCCCAAAGGCACGAUUCAACAAGAGAGGUAACACACGUAUGGACGCGGCACUGGAUGCUAUGGGUCAAUUUGGAUUUCAGAAGCAAUGUGUUCGUGAAGCUGUCAGAAAACUUCUGAAAGUUUAUGGAGGAGAUGAUGGAUGGCCUUUUAUUGAAGAAGAUUAUUACAGAGUCCUACUUGAGGCUCUCCUUGAGAAGGAUGUUUCACAAGAUGAUGCAAGAAGUCUAAAAGACACAGAAACAUCAACUGCUGGGUCAUCUUCUGGAGUUACCACACGUAGCUAUGCUAAGUUUCAGACUCUCAAAACCAACUUGCAAAUUGAAGCUGCUUUGAACUCUAUAAAAGACACCGAACCAUCAAAUGCUGGGUCUUCUUCUAGAGUUUCCGCACCUGACUGCUCUGAACUUGAGACUGCAAAUACCAACUUGCUUACUGAUACUACUGUGAACUCACAGAGCACUAAAGCUAUGGACUUUGAUCCAGAGACUAAUAAAGAAGGGGCAGAAGAUAGCGACCCACCUACUAAACAAGGUGGAGAGGGGAACUUGGCCGAUAAGAAGUUGAACAUGAAUUCCACUAACUUGCAAAUUGAUGCUGAUUUGAACUCUAUAAAAGACACAGAACCAUCAAAUGUUGGUUCUUCUUCUAGAGUUUCUGCACGUGAUUGCUCUGAGCUUGAGACUGUGAAUACCAAGUUGCUCACUGAUACUACUGUGAACUCUAUAUCACAGAGCACUAAAGCUAUGGACUUUAAGCCAGAGACUAAUAAAGAAGGGGCAAAAGAUAGCAACCCACCAACUAAACAAGGCGGAGAGGGUAACUUGGCAGAUGAGAACUUGAAGUUGAAUUCCCCUAAGAAUGAUGUGGAUAGUUUUCUUGAUUCUGAAAUCCAAACUGAUAAACCACAAAUUGUGUGUGCCAAAGAUUCGGGAUACGACAAAAAUACUUCAAACUACCCCAUUCACAGCCCAAACCAGGAAUGCUCUCUUUCACUGAGGAAGCGUCGACAUUAUCAUGGUUGGGUUAGUGCCAGCUGCGAAGAUCACAACGACAAUGAUCUUGUAGAUUUGACACCGGAUCCUUUACCAGAAGGUUUAGCGAAUUUGUCCAGGAAGAUUCAUGGUAAGAAACAACGCAAGUCACUUUGGGAUAUGAAGCCUGAAGAUAUGUCCCAGCCUCUCACCAACUAUCUAAAAGCCUAGAUCACUUUUUUUUUGUUAACUUCUGCUUUUGGGUAGAUAGCAAUAGUAAUACUCGAUGGCACUACUGGACUUAGGCUAGCUAGCAGGUUUUGCUGAUGUAUCAUUGGAGUUGAAGCUGAACAACUACACAUUUGUGAUUCCCAAAUGGGUUAAUAUUACUUAAUAGAGGAAAAAUGAUUAUAACUUUCAGUGUAAUUUCUUGUGGGACAUCGACUAAUUUAAAGAAUACAUACUGUCUUAUUGUUAGAA